CUGCCCCCUCCCUCCUUCUCUCCCCCCCUCCCUCCUUCGCUACAAAAUGGUUUUCCUUGCCUCACACACACGGAGCUGGGGCUGGCAGAUCGGGGCUUUGGGUACCAGACUUGGAUGUUGGCAGGUUGUCGGCGGGGGUCGGGCAGGGGAUGGAGGGAUGCUGAGCCACUGAUUCUGCCCCCCCCUUGGGCACAUUAUUACCCCUCCCAAAGCUGCUGGAUUUAGCCCUGUGCUCGGAUUGCUGGUGAUUAAAGCCCCCCCAGGCCUCUCCAUGCCGCUCCCCAGGGGCCCCAUUUUUUGCUCCCGACCCUGCGUCCCAGUGAAGGAUGGAACGUAACAGAGUUUUGCCCUGUUGCCCCCACUCUGCUGCCCCCCUGCUCUGACCGACUGAGGGCUCUUUAGCCCCCGAACCCCUUUUUAUGAACUUGCUGGAGAUUUAUUCCCUCACCCCCCCCUUUUUUAUUUUGCCCACAUUUCCUAUUUAAUCCAUUUCUCCCAGGAAUUUGCCCACAGUAACGUUUCAUAUUCUUUGUAAAAAGUCGGUAUUUUCCACAAAAACAACAACUUUAUCCAUCGGAAUCUAAUUUAUUCAACUCUACGGAUAUUUUUCAGCCAAAUUCGCUUGUUUUCUGACAGUUUUGUUGCCGGAACAAUUGCUAAAGUCCCUCCAGACUCCAUUUUGUAUAUUCAGUGCCGACGCCCCACAUUGCCCUUCCAGACGUUGGCACUGCCCGCUGCUCGGCGGCAUCACAACUGGGCCGCAUUGCUUUGUGGGAUUUACUGGGAUCUGGUACCAUCUUUUCCCCUCCAUGGCGCCGGAUUUCCGUGCCCCCCUGAUUCUGUGGCUGCUGGCCGCUUGCCCGGCGGAGGGGCAGAAAGGAGAUGACAAAUACCCCGUGGUCAACACCAACUAUGGGAAAUUACGGGGAGUAAAGAAAGAUCUGAACAAUGAGAUCCUGGGCCCGGUGGUGCAGUACCUGGGCAUUCCCUAUGCCACGCCGCCCAUUGGCGAGAGGAGGUUUCAGGCGCCGGAAGCCCCGGCAUCAUGGACAGAGGUUCGCAAUGCCACCACGUUUGCCCCCGUUUGCCCGCAGAACCUGCACGGAAUGUUACCGGGAAUCAUGCUCCCCCUCUGGUUCACAGAGAACAUGGACGUGGUGGCGGGGUACGUGCAGAACCAGAGCGAAGACUGCCUGUACCUCAACAUCUACGUGCCCCUGGAGGAUGGUCCCAUUUCCAAAUCCCGGGAGGACCCCAGAAAAGCGCAACACACUCCAGACGAAGAUAUCCGAGACAGUGGCAAGAAACCUGUUAUGAUGUUUAUCCACGGGGGAUCCUACAUGGAGGGAACUGGGAACAUGUUUGAUGGCAGUGUCCUUGCUGCUUACGGCAACGUCAUUGUGGUCACUCUAAACUACAGACUGGGAAUACUGGGGUUCAUGAGCACAGGAGACCAGGCAGCCAAGGGCAAUUAUGGCCUCCUGGACCAAAUUCAAGCCUUACGGUGGCUGGAAGAAAACAUUGGGCAUUUUGGCGGUGACCCAGAAAGAAUUACUAUCUUUGGAUCAGGAGCAGGGGCUUCUUGUGUCAGCCUACUCAUUCUCUCCCAUCACUCCGAAGGUCUCUUCCAGAAGGCCAUAGCACAGAGUGGAACAGCCAUUUCCAGUUGGUCUGUUAACUAUGAGCCACUAAAAUACACCCGGCUUUUGGCAGCUAAAGUAGGUUGUGAUUACCAAGAAAACUCUGAGAUGGUGAUGUGCUUGAGGAGAAAGCCCUACAGAGACUUGGUAGACCAAGACAUCCAACCGGCACGGUAUCACAUUGCUUUUGGGCCUGUGGUUGAUGGCGACGUGGUGCCGGACGAUCCUGAAAUUUUAAUGGAACAGGGAGAGUUCCUCAACUAUGACAUCUUGAUGGGCGUAAACCAAGGCGAGGGUUUGAAGUUUGUGGAGGACACCUUGGAGAGCGAGGACGGCAUCUCCAACAGUUACUUCGACUUCACGGUGUCCAACUUUGUGGACAACCUUUAUGGCUUUGCGGAGGGAAAAGAUGUCCUCAGAGAGACCAUCAAGUUUAUGUACACCGACUGGGCAGAUCGUGACAAUGGAGACAUGAGGAGGAAGACUCUGCUGGCUCUAUUCACGGAUCACCAAUGGGUGGCACCGGCCAUUGCCACUGCCAAGUUCCAUGCAGAGUACGAAUCGCCUGUGUAUUUUUAUGCCUUUUACCAUCGUUGCCAGGCCGAAGGAAGGCCGGAGUGGGGAGAAGCGGCACAUGGUGACGAGGUGCCCUAUGUCUUUGGGGUGCCUAUGGUUGGAGCAACGGACCUGUUCCCGUGCAACUUCUCCAAGAACGAUGUCAUGCUGAGCGCUGUGGUUAUGACCUACUGGACGAACUUUGCAAAGACAGGUGAUCCCAACCAGCCUGUCCCUCAGGACACCAAGUUCAUCCACACAAAGCCCAAUCGCUUUGAGGAAGUUGUGUGGACAAAGUUUAACCCCAAAGAGAAACAGUAUCUCCACAUCGGCCUCAAGCCUCGUGUGAAAGACAACUACCGUGCCAAUAAGGUGGCCUUCUGGCUGGAGUUGGUCCCCCAUCUACAUGAACUUAAUACAGGCCUUCACACCUCCACCACCACCAGGCAACCUACUGGUGGGACCCGCAGGACAAGCAGUGGGAGUACCACACGCCGACCACCCGUCACCUUUCCUCCAGAUAUAGAUAUUGAAGAAGAAAUGGACAAUCGUCCAAGGUAUUCUCCCUUCCCAGGAGACUCGAGGGAUUACUCCACAGAGCUGAGUGUGACAGUGGCCGUGGGUGCCUCUCUCCUGUUUCUCAACAUCUUGGCGUUUGCUGCUCUUUACUACAAGAGGGACCGACGCCACGAGCUGAGGCAGAGAAGACAUAGUCCAGGGAGGGGAGGUGUUCCUGGCAAUGAUCUAGCACAUCAUGGUCCAGAGGAAGAGCUUAUGUCUUUGCAGAUCAAGCGGGCCGGAGGUGCCCCGGACCUUGAGCCACUGAGGCCACAUGACAUAUUACGCCCGGCUUGCCCCCCUGACUACACCUUGGCACUCAGAAGGGCUCCUGAGGAUGCCCCUCUUCCACCUCCACCUCCACCGCCCACCUCUGUCAUGGCACCCAGCACCAUAUCUGGUCUCCCCUCCUUACAUCCAUUUAACACCUUUCCAACCACAGCACACAACAAUACUCUUCCCCACCCGCACUCCACCACAAGGGUAUAGGGGUGACAGGCAUCUCCCCCUCUACCCACAUCUCACCUAUCCCCUUUUCUUAUGGACUGCAGUAUGGGCUAUCUCUGCUCGUACAUCUGGAUUCCGCUUUGAUAGGGGAUGUGGGCAGAUUGAAGAUUUGAUCAGAAGGAGGGGGCAGAAUGGAACUGCCACUGCCUUUAACUCACCCCUCCGAAUCUUCAUUUUCAGGCUUUAUGGACUACUACUUUACCGAAGGAACUCAGCCUUUUGGAACCUUCUCCCCCGUUCACGUGGCUCCAAGUAAAUAACUGACGGGGCAGUUAUGUAAAGGAAAGCAGGAACGGGAAUGGGGCGAAAACACAUAUUACCCCUAAUUCUCUUUAUAGAAAGGGGUGGGCGUUAUAAGGAGGAGAAGAGGCCUAAUUGAUUAGGCUGAAGCCUCCACAGACUCACUUCUACUGCUUUAUUUUUAUUCAUGAAGAGUGUUAAUUUGAUAUAAAGGUACCAAUGGGUUGAGGGUGACACGCCCCUUGCCCACUGUGUUCAGUGCACUGAGUCCAAGACAACUGUACAGCUCCCAAACAGGUUUUGUUAAGUAUGAAGGAUUGUGGGUAUCAUUACAAGAUGGGGGGUUGUCCCCUGUCACAAAGAGAAAGAGGGGGCAGUGAAUGUAUUUUGGGGGAAAUGCAUGACAGGCCAAAUGAAAUACACCCCAACUCACAGUGCCAAUGAUUCCCUCGCUGCCAGGGCUGGCCCGCGCGUAUCUUACUGGUGUGGGUGCAAAUAGGUUCUUUGCCUUUUCACUGCCAUAAAUUCCUCGUGCCCCUCGAUUAAACAGGGGAAGGGGAGCUGUGCCAAAAUAUUGGAGGGAGAACGGUUUCUUCUGUUAGGACAUUUGCUAUUUCCUACAUAUAAUGUCUCCUUGUCUCUCUUUUAUCCCAGGUCUCCCAUUAUCUUUUGUCCUUAGGCUUCCACCUUUUCUUCCCUCUCUUUACUUCCAUGCCUGUCCCUGAUACCCAUCUAUCUAUCUAUCUAUCUAUCUAUCUAUCUAUCUAUCUAUCUAUCUAUGAUAAUCCUUCCCC
Xenopus tropicalis (tropical clawed frog) is the source of this 4294-nucleotide messenger RNA. RefSeq names its product neuroligin 2 (gene nlgn2). Gene Ontology annotation, biological process: synapse assembly. Gene Ontology annotation, cellular component: dendrite; synapse; membrane. The coding region runs from base 810 to 3242 and encodes 810 amino acids. The transcript has 7 exons. The record is from RefSeq and is a predicted model, not a curated record. Gene Ontology annotation, molecular function: neurexin family protein binding. NCBI's taxonomy places the organism in Eukaryota, Metazoa, Chordata, Amphibia, Anura, Pipidae.